Messenger RNA from Rangifer tarandus platyrhynchus (Svalbard reindeer), 342 nucleotides. NCBI's taxonomy places the organism in Eukaryota, Metazoa, Chordata, Mammalia, Artiodactyla, Cervidae. The record is from the annotation of a GenBank genome assembly.
AUGUAUGUGUGCCUUGUACUCACAUGUAUGUUGCAUGUGUGCUCGCACAUAUGCAUACAUGUGAGCUGCCAGAAGGCUCCCCCCGUGGCUCUGCUCACCUAUGAAUGGGGUCUGUAUAUUGGCAGGGGACCUUCCGCAGGACUCCUGACCUCCCUCCUCAGGUCCCUCUUGCCCUGGCAGACUCUGCCUUGCCUGCUCACAGGAUGGGUCCUACAGAAGCCUCUGGCUGACAGCCAGGCUGGGAGGGACUGUGAUAUCUCCACUAAUCCCCUCAAAGGACAGGGGAGAAGGAAAGGGUGCUGUGGGCAGAAUGAGGGGAUGGGUGAGGGCCGCAAGCCCUGA